AGUUUGUGUAAGGGCUAUGUAGAUGUAAAAUUUGAAUACGAAUGUAAAACUGCAAUAGAAAUGUAAAAAUGCCAUACAAAUGUUAAUUUGUCCAGUACUCCCACCUUGGGGAUGAUGGAAAGGAAUUAGGUUUGGGAGCAAGUUGAUCUGGGAUUUAAUUCCUAUCUAACGUGCCUAUCUGCGCACCCUUAGUUAUGUAAGGCAUCAGCUUCUGCAUCUGAAAAACAAAUAAACUGUCACCAGAUUGCUGUGCAGAUUAAAGGAAAGAAAAUAAGGAAUGUGUCAAACAAUACCUAAUAGAAGAGAGAGGCUCAACAACUGUCAGAUUCUCUGUACAAACAACUUUAUCCCCACUGUUCUCUUGUUUCUUUUGAUGCAAUUAACCAACAUUUAUUGAGUGCCUAUGAUGAAAGGGAAAGAAAUUCUGCCCUUGUGAAGCUUACAAUCAAAUGGAAUAAUAGGCAUUGACCAAAUGACACAAGCAAAUGUGAAAUUGCAACUGAUCAGUGGUGGGAAUGAGGCAAAAGGUAGUAGAUUUGACUUGGUCUGUAAAAACGGGAAAGGGUUUAGAGAUGAACGCUCGAAGUGAAUUCUGGAGGAGGAGUAACAUUUAAGAAUGUAAAUAGAAGUAGGGUGGGGUGGGGUGGAGCUGAGUGAUACCACUUCAGGCCAAAGUAACUAGGUUGGGAAGGACAGAAAUUCUUUGACUGGAGCUUGGGGCAGAGGAGAGUAUUGUGAGAAGAGGCUGGUGGGUUAUAUGAAAGACAUUUGCUUAUCUUCAUAUCUUUACGCUAAGAACAAUAAAUCUUCGAAUGGAUGUGAAGGUCUGAUAGCAUCCCUCCAGCAAUAGUAUAGGAAACUUAUGUGGAAGAGGUCAAGAGUGAAGGAAUGGGGGAAAAUCUUCCAGACGACACCCAGAGAGGAAUCCACACCGCCAGCGGAGUUCGCUGACUGUCUUGGUGCCUUGGAUUGGAAUUCCAAAAAGAAAUCAGGGGAAGAACAUAUGACUGGCAAGUCGAAACCUCAGUCGGUAGAACCCGAAGAGGAACAGCAGGCUUCUGGUGAACCAAAUGCACAACAAGCCUCCAUGAGGGGGACCAAACGAAAAAGAUCUGUGAAGGAUGACAAAGCUUGCUGUCCUCAAAAGAUGGAACAAGACAAAGAGGAUGUAAGACUUCGGAAGAGGACACCAAUUCCUCCAUUACCCUCUAAACUGCCACCAGCCAACAUGCUUCACCGAGACACCUUGAGAGCCUGGUGCCAACAACUGAAACUGAGCACCAAAGGCCAGAAAUUAGAUGCAUAUAAGCGACUCUGUGAAUAUGCUUAUCCCAAUCAACAGAACAUUCCUGUCACAGCAAAGGAGGCCAAGAUCCUGCCAGGAGCACAGAGAAAAUUGAUGAUGGACAAGGGAGAAUCGUUUCUGGAAAGUUGUGGUAAAAAGAUUUCUUCUGCUGGGACUGGUCUUCCUGAAGGGGCUGCUCCCCAUGAGGAGGGGGCACACACCCUCCAAGGGUCUACUGCUCUCUUUGAGGGAGCUGAGACUGUUGUGGUGACAACUUCCUCCCCGGAUGCUGUGUUUGCGUCCUGGAGCAGAAUUGCAGCCGGGGCAGGGAAGAUGGACGCAGUGGAAUCGAGACAAGAGGCCUAUGGUGUCAAGUGGUGCGUGGUCCACGGGAAGAGUCUCCCUGCAGACGCGGAGGGUUGGGUGCGCCUGCAGUUUCAUGCUGGACAAGCCUGGGUUCCUGAAAAGCCGGGGAGAGUGUGUGCCCUCUUCCUGCUACCUGACAGCAGUUUUCCACCCCCGUACCUGGAGGACAAUAUGUUGUGCCCCAAAUGUGUUCAUAGGAAUAAGGUGUUAAUGAAAAGCCUCCAAUGAGAUUACAAUACCAGGACAAAGGGUACAGCCAUUAAUGUUAGAAGGGCGACUACAAUCAACAUGGUGCCACCGACAGCUGAACUCUGGGCUGCUCCACACCCUCCACGCCUCCUGCUUUCAGGUGCACAGGCCAGUGAGCUGCAGAUGUUACCCUCAGACCCCCAGCAAUGCCUGUGGCUUCAUGGGUUGGGAUACAGAGGCUCUUGACCUUUUAAAAAGGAAAAGCAUUUCACAGAUGACCAUUCAUUCCAGUUACAGUGGGAGCCUGAGCAGAGCAUUGUGAAGGGGUUGAAUGAAGAAAGAGCAGUGUGCUUCGUGCUGGAUCUCCCCCCUCAGAAUUCUGACUCCUUGAGGGGCUGCUGCCUCCUAAUUCUAAGUUUAAUGACUUCAAACUGCUGCAUAUUGUAAGCCAAAGGGAAAGCUUUUAUUCUGUCCCUACUCCCAAAAACACAUUCUUACUAUACAAAACAAGCUUUAUCCAAGGUUUCUUAAUAACCUGAAACUUUUGGUGUGUCUGGGAUAAAAACAUAGGACACUUUGCCCGUAUUAUUUUCACUUAUAACUGUUUUCUAUAUUGCUGCCACUUAUAAAUGUUUAAAGUUACUUCCAGGGCCGGCCCCGUGGCUUAGCGGUUAAGUGCGCACGCUCCGCUGCUGGCGGCCCAGGUUCGGAUCCCAGGCGCACACCGACGCACCGCUUCUGGCCAUGCUGAGGCCGCGUCCCACAUACAGCAACUAGAAGGAUGUGCAAUUAUGACAUACAACUAUCUACUGGGGCUUUGGGGAAAAAAAGAAAAAGCAGGAGGAUUGGCAAUAGAUGUUAGCUCAGGCCUGAUCUUCCUCACAAAAAAAUAAAUAAAUAAAUAAAUAAAGUUACUUCCAAAUCAUAAAUAUAUAAUAUAUUGAAUUUUAAAUGUGUAUAUAAAAUAAUUCAUCUCUUGUAUUUAGGAGACCAUAUUAAUUGCAUGUAAAUUAUUAAUGUUCUUAGCUCAGUAGGAUUAAGCCAAGAAGUAUGAUUUUCUUUUGCAUGAUUUUUUUAAGCCAUUUUAUUGAGGUAUGAUUGACAUACAAAAAGCUGUACAUAUUUAAUGUAUGCAACUUGAUGAGUUUGAUUCAUUUUUAACUUUUUGUGUACUUCCUAAAUUUAUGGUCCUGCAAGUCUUAGAAAAGACCUGAUGUUUUUCACUUGUUUUAUGUUUUCCUGGCAGUUUCGAACAUUGUUUUAUUAUUAUAGACUUUUGGAUUAUGGGGAUUUUUUUCCCCCUACAAAAUGGACUGGAAGGAGCAGUGGAGUUGGAAACUCUGUAGCCAUCAUGAUAUAGACUGAUUUAGAGGCAUGAAUCCUCAAUAAAUGUUAAAAAAUGGAGGGGAAAGUUUGUUGAUCAAGAUAUUUUCAUGGCCCUGCAAUGACUCCUCAUCGAUUACUCAUUAGUAGUCAGAAUUUUUCAGUGUAAUAAAUAAUACACACAUUUUAUUCCUUAUA
Molecule: messenger RNA, 3361 nt
Organism: Diceros bicornis minor
Lineage: Eukaryota; Metazoa; Chordata; Mammalia; Perissodactyla; Rhinocerotidae
Gene: DPPA4
Product: developmental pluripotency associated 4
Exons: 8
Coding region: 863-1879 (338 amino acids)
Biological process (GO): system development
Cellular component (GO): nucleus
Molecular function (GO): chromatin binding
Source: RefSeq, a predicted model, not a curated record